AUGGGUGUCGGGGGCAAGAAACCCGUCAACAUCUUCAGGUUGAAAGACUUGGGAGAGCCGGAGGGAGCUCUUAACUGGCGCCUCUGGUUUGCCGUCCUAGCUUUUGGCCUGCUCGGUGCUGCGCGAGGCAUCGACGAAGGACUGAUCUCUGGCGCCUUCAACUCGGCCAACUUCAAAGAAUCCAUUCAUUAUGCCUCGUACGACAAGGUUGACCAGGCCAACAUCAAGGCCAAUGUCUCUGCCAUGGUCCAGAUUGGGUCCGUCGGCGGAGCGUUGUUUGCCUUCCUGAUUUGUGAUCGUAUUGGCCGGUUGAAUGCCACGCGUGUGCUGUGCCUCAUCUGGGCUGUUGGCAUUGCUAUUUUUAUGGCUGGCGGAGUGAAGGGCAACUUGGGCGCCAUCUAUGCCGGUAGAUUUAUCGCCGGCCUUGGUGUGGGACAGACGCCGGUCGUAGGUCCCAUUUACAUCGCUGAAAUUGCGCCUGCGUCAAUUCGUGGCCUCUGCACCUGCUUCUUUACCGGUGCUGUCUACCUUGGCAUAUUGCUUGCUUAUUUUGCCAACUAUGGAGCUCAGCUUCAUAUCACCAGUGGCAGCCCGGAUCAAUGGCUUGUCCCCACCAGUUUACACAUCAUGAUGAGUGGAAUCAUUUUCAUUCUUUCCUUUUUCCAGUUUGAAUCGCCACGAUUCCUCGUAAAAGAGGGGAAAAUCGACCAGGCUGUCUACAACUUUGCUCGCUUGCGCCAGCAGUCUCCUGACAGCGAGUAUGUCAAUCACGAAAUAGCCCUGAUUCAGAUUGGCCUUGACCGCGAGCUGGAAGCUAGCCAGGGUGUUGGUUGGCUUGGAAAAGUCAAAGAGCUACUUUUCAACAAGAGCAACCUGUACCGAGUGUAUCUGUCAUCCAUGGUUCAGCUGCUGGGUCAGUGGUCUGGCGCUGGAUCCAUCACAUUGUAUGCGCCGGAUCUGUUCAAAAUUCUGGGCAUUACCGGAAACAGCGAGUCUCUUCUUGUUACUGGUGUCUUCGGCAUUGUCAAAUUCGUGGCGGCCAUGAUCUGCGCUCUCUUCCUCGUCGAUGUUAUCGGCCGCAAGCGUGCACUGUUAUGCGGUAUUACACUGCAGAGCAUCUCCAUGAUCUAUGUUGCUGCCUUCCUUACUGCCGUGCCUCAACUCGGAACUGUCAGCGACUUUGUCCUGCCUGAUUCGAUGAAGGGACCCAGCCGAGGCGCAGUUGCCAUGAUUUACCUUUCAGGUGUCGGUUGGGCACUUGGUUGGAAUUCCAUGCAAUACCUGCUCACGGCUGAAUUGUAUCCCCUUCGUGUUCGUGCCCUUGCUACGUCGUGGGCCAUGACGCUCCACUUUGCCAACCAAUAUGGCAAUUCGCGCGCCUUGCCUGUCAUGCUGCUUAACACUUCGGAAGGAGGAAUCACGCCCAAGGGCACUUUCUGGUGUUUCGCGGCUGUUACUAUGUUAGGCGGCGCUUGGGUGUGGUUCUCUGUCCCCGAAACCGGUGGUCGCUCACUUGAGAGCAUGGACCGCCUGUUCGACCUUCCGUGGUACAAGAUUGGUCUGUAUGGUAACAAGGAUGCUGAUGAGAAGGACAUGGCUGUUGAUGAAAAGCAGAGGGCUGCCGAGGAAGAGUUUGGCAACGUGCAGCAGAUUGAGAAGGUGUAG
Messenger RNA from Trichoderma gamsii, 1665 nucleotides. RefSeq lists its product as hypothetical. Bases 1 to 1665 code for a protein of 554 amino acids. Gene Ontology annotation, molecular function: carbohydrate:proton symporter activity. The record is from RefSeq and is a predicted model, not a curated record. NCBI's taxonomy places the organism in Eukaryota, Fungi, Ascomycota, Sordariomycetes, Hypocreales, Hypocreaceae. Gene Ontology annotation, biological process: carbohydrate transport; transmembrane transport. Gene Ontology annotation, cellular component: membrane. The transcript is spliced from 3 exons.